CGAAGCUGACUCUGACUGUAAAACCCCAGAGUUCAGUGUUCACUGGAGACACAGUUACUCUGAGCUGUGAUGUGGGACAGUUAACUGGAUGGACAAUUCACUGGACAAAAGACUCAAACCCUGAAUCCACGACUGAUGCAACUAAAACAAUCAAGUCUGUGAGAGACUCUGAUGAAGGAGAAUACAGGUGCAGAGCACGACGAGGAAACUACUACAGCGAGUUCAGUAAUACAGUUAAGAUUACAGUAACAGUGAGACCCAAACCUGUAGUUGGUGUUGAUCCUGAUAGACGUGUGUUCAGAGGAGAGACGGUCACUCUCACAUGUGACAUACAGCAGACAGGAGUCUGGCAGUACAGCUGGUAUAAAGACUACAAACAAGAUUAUAUCAUAGGACAAGACCAGAACUAUAAAAUCCCAUCUGUGGAUCCGUCUCAUAGUGGUGUGUACAGCUGUAGAGGAACUCAGACACAAGCACCAACACACACACAGAUGAGUGACGGAGUUACACUGACAGUAUCAGAUUCCCCCAGAUCUUCACUGACUGUGACUCCAGACAGUCCUGUAUUCACUGGAGAGACAGUCAAUCUGAAGUGUGAGAUUGAGUCUCACAGUAACUGGAGAUAUGAGUGGUAUAAAGACACAGACAGUGUAAUAUCACAGACGUCUGACCGUUACACUGUAAACAGAGACACUCUCACUAUCAGAGGAGUAAUUACAUCUGAUCAGGGUCAGUACUGGUGUAGAGGACAGAGAGAUCAGAGACCAAACUCAUCACAGGACAGUAACCAAAUACAUCUGUCUGUUAAUGCUUCAUCUUCUCUUCCGGUCACUGCUGUGGUUGUGGGAUCAAGCAUUUUCUUGUUGAUCUUCUUCUCUCUGCUGCUGCUGUGGAGAUACAAGAAGAACAAAGAUCAGCAGCGUAACAUUAACCAGACAUCAGUCCCAAAUCAAUCUGCAGAAUCUCAACCAGAAAACUUUCCUCUACAGUCUGCAGAUUCUGAUCAGGUUUGUGACGUUGUGACUGAAGUGAAGAAGAGAGACAAAGGUGAUCCAGAGCCAUUGGCAGAUGUCACAUAUUCAGAGAUCACUGUCAAGCAAAACAAGAAAAACAUGGACAAAGGGAAGAGCAGUGAGUCUGGAGACACCUUGUACUCUGAACUGAAGCACAGCACAGACAGAGGUGCUGAUGCUGGUGAUGAAACUUGUGCUCAACCUUUGAGGAAGAAGAAUAAAACAUGUCUCUGAGUGCAGUGAAGACAACAGACGGCUAAAAGAGAUUCACAGCAGCAGACACAGUGACGCUUGCAUUGCUUCAGAAAUGAAUCUGAGUGAACUGCUUACACACGUGCUUGAUUCAGUUACUUUCGUUAUCUCGUUAUCUUUACACAUAUUACACAAGCAAAGCAAAUGUCUCUCUAGUAUAUUCAUUAGUUACAUCCCCAGAUAAUUAAGAUCCAGCCCCAGAUGCCAGAUCUCAUCAGAAAAUAUCAGUUUGUCUCGUAACAGAACAACUCUUCAGUAAAGUUGGUUUUGUAAAGUCUAAAACCCAAAACCUGUUCACAGAAGUCUUGUCUGGUGCCCAAAAUGCCCCAAACUGUAUUAACAGUCUUCUAUCAGAGAAGAAGCUGACUGAGGAAAAACCCAGAGAAGAGCAGAAGCAGCAGAUGAAGUGAAGAAGAAGAAAAAGAAGCAGAGUUUAUUGAAGAAUCUUAGUUGUGUAUGUUUUAAUUCUCAGACUUCAUCUGACCAGAACAAAAUCAACAAGUUCUGUUACACCAAACUGAUCCACAACAACAUCCCAUAAACCUUGAGUUUCCUUUCUCUCGGAUCUCUGAUUCAUGAAGACAAACAGCCCUUAAAACCACACAGUCAUAAGAAUAAACACCAGAAGAACAAUAUUAUAAAAAUAACAGUAUAAUAUACAUGACUAAUCAAUUAAUAUAUCAGUGGAAUGGGUAUUUAAUGACUAGAAUGAUUAUUAUAAAUGAGUAGAUGAUUAAAUUGAAUGAUUAAAUGAUAAAUCACUAUAAAUGAAUAUAAAAGAAAGAAAGUAAAACACAACACAAAUGUACGAUUGCUUUCUCGAAUCAAAACACACACAGUUUGAUGAUCCUCAGAUUCUUCACAGAUGAGCUCUUAUGUUCAACACAACUCUGGGAGAAACUGAUCUAAAGUUAUUAUUACAUUAUUAUAUAAUCUCUGUGCUGCCAAUAGAACCAACAGAAUAAUAAAGUGUUUGAUUAAAGCUGCAGUCGGUAACUUUUGAUGCUCUAGCGGUUAAUAAACUGGGAGAAGCAGAGGAGCUUGAUUUUUUUUCACAGAUUAUCUGUCUCAUAUUCUACUGUCAGGACAUAAUGACAGGUUUAACAAAUAUGUAAAAAAAUAUAUUUUUACAAAAGUUACCUACUGCAGCUUUAAUAAUACAGUAGCUGUAAAUACAGUGUGUUAUAAAAUUGUGCCUGUGUUUUUGUCUAGACAAUUAGACUUUUAUUGAUUUCAUGUACUUUCUCAUAUACUGCUUUUUACAUUUAUUCAUUUUUGAAGAUAUUUCAUAAUGCUGUUUUUUUUUUUUUUUUUUGCAGUUAAUGAAGUGUGAGAUUUAGAUUUGAUAAAUAUACACAUGAAAACCAACUUUUCUGUUUUGUUUGUUGGGCUUUUUCAUUUUUUUUUUUACUUUAAGAGUCAUUUUAACCAUAGAUCAGAGUAACAGAACUAAACACAUCAGGCUUUUUGCUUUAAAUGUUGAGAAAAUUUUCACUUUUUUUUUUUC
Carassius auratus (goldfish) is the source of this 2772-nucleotide messenger RNA. Its product is annotated as leucine-rich repeats and immunoglobulin-like domains protein 1. The transcript is spliced from 10 exons. Gene Ontology annotation, biological process: cell surface receptor signaling pathway; immune response. Lineage: Eukaryota; Metazoa; Chordata; Actinopteri; Cypriniformes; Cyprinidae. Bases 492 to 1247 code for a protein of 251 amino acids. Gene Ontology annotation, cellular component: external side of plasma membrane. The record is from RefSeq and is a predicted model, not a curated record. Gene Ontology annotation, molecular function: transmembrane signaling receptor activity.